UUGAAUACUUCCGGUGCUUUCUGGUGUGCGAUGCUGUUUCAUUAUGUGAAGUGGUUGCAGCGAAACCAUGUGAAUAUAUCUGUAAAACGAGUUGCAUCAGUUUCUACCAAGAUGGUUCGUGUUUUAAGUGUAGCAGAGAAAAAUGAUGCUGCGAAAUCUUUAGCAGAGAUCUUGUCGAGGGGAAGAUACAGAAGGCGAGAAGGGUUGUCACGUUUCAACAAACUUUAUGAAUUUGAAACCAACAUCCUAAAUAUGAACUGCACUAUGACAAUGACCUCAGUUUCUGGACACCUGAUGAACUUUGAUUUUACUGGCCAGUACAAAAAGUGGCAGAGUUGCACUCCACAGUCACUGUUUGAUGCACCAGUAGAGAAGUGUUGUCCUGAAAAUUUUGUGGAUAUAAAGAGGACACUUGAAAAAGAGGUACGAGGCUGCAACACAUUGAUUAUAUGGACAGAUGGAGAUAGGGAAGGAGAAAACAUUGGUUUUGAAAUUAUCAAUGUGUGCAGACAAGCUAAACCAAAUAUCAGGGUAUUACGUGCCAGGUUUUCAGAGAUAACACCCCAAGCAAUAACCAGAGCCUGUCAAAACUUGAUGGAGCCUGACCAAAAUGUGAGUGAUGCUGUGGAUGUCAGGCAGGAGCUAGACCUGAGAAUAGGUGCUGCCUUUACAAGAUUCCAGACCCUGAGACUGCAGAAGAUUUUUCCCGGUGUAUUGGGAGAGCAGCUCAUCAGCUAUGGCAGCUGUCAGUUUCCCACUUUAGGAUUUGUUGUUGAGAGAUACAAGCAAGUGCAGCAAUUUGUUUCUGAAGCAUUCUGGAAAAUACAAGUUACUCACAAAGUACAAGAUGGCGCAGCAGAAUUCAGUUGGAAAAGGGUAAGGUUGUUUGACCACACAGCCUGUUUGGUGCUGUAUCAGCAUUGCAUGGAGAGCCCCACAGCAAGAGUGGAAGAAGUAAAAACUAAACCAAAAAGCAAAUGGAGGCCUAACCCUCUGGACACGGUGGAGUUAGAAAAACUGGCCUCUAGGAAGUUGCGCAUUAAUGCCAAAGAGACCAUGAAAAUAGCUGAAAAGCUGUAUACCAGUGGGUUCAUCAGUUAUCCACGUACAGAAACUAACAUGUUCCCCAAGGACAUGGACUUGAGGGGACUUGUGGAGAAGCAAACACAAAGUCCACAUUGGGGAGGGUUUGCAGGACAGAUCAUGGAGCGAGGUCCUACUCCAAGAAAUGGGAACAAAACUGAUAAUGCUCAUCCCCCUAUACAUCCUACCAAGUACACAAACUCUUUACAGGGAAAUGAAGCCAAGCUGUAUGAAUACAUAGUGCGCCAUUUCUUGGCCUGCUGUUCCCAGGAUGCACAGGGCAUGGAAACCACAGUGCAGAUUGAUAUUGCUGAGGAAAAGUUUGUAGCCAGUGGUUUGAUGAUAAUAGCCAAGAAUUAUUUGGAUGUGUAUAUCUAUGAUAAAUGGAACGCAAAGGUUAUUCCAGUCUUUAAUCAAGGGGAAACUUUUCAACCAACAUCAAUACAGAUGGUUGAUGGGGAAACAAGUCCACCUUUGCUGUUGUCAGAGGCAGACUUGAUAGCACUCAUGGAGAAGCAUGGCAUAGGUACUGAUGCAACCCAUGCAGAGCAUAUUGAAACUAUCAAAUCAAGGAAUUAUGUAGGAGUGCGCAAUGAUGGAAGAUUUGUGCCAGGAGAAUUGGGAAUGGGGCUUGUGGAAGGCUACGACUCCAUGGGAUAUGAAAUGUCUAAACCUCACCUGCGAGCAGAACUAGAAGCUGAUUUAAAAAGGAUUUGUGAAGGAAAAAAGGACAAGGAUGUGGUUUUAAGAGAGCAGAUUCAGAAAUACAAGGAAGUUUUUAUUGAGGCCUGCAGGCAGGCCAGCAAAAUUGAUGAAGCUUUGUCUCAUUACCUGCAUGAAGAGGCUCAACCUUACACUGAACAAGAGGCCCCUCAUGAGGUGUCUGUCCCAGUUCUGCAGUGCCCUGGCUGUUCCACAGACAUGUUGAUUAAGAGAAAGAAGGAUGGUCAAGGACUGUUUCUAAGUUGUAUGGGGUACCCAGAGUGCCGAAAUGCCAUGUGGUUCCCAGAUGCUGUGUUAGAAGCAACAGUGACAGAUGAGAUAUGUGAUAAGUGUCUGCCUGGCCCAGUGCAUAAGAUCAAGUUUAAGUUCAAGAGAGGGUCAGUUCCACCAACAAUGCUUACUGAGUAUGUUGGCUGUGUUGGAGGAUGUGAUGAUGACUUAACACAGGGAAUGAAUAUGCAUUUCACAGGGAAUUCCCGCUUGAAGCAGUCUCAGCGUUCAGUAAGAAGUAAUGACAGUGGCUAUGGAAGCAGCUUUCAGUCUACCCCUAGAAACUCGACACUUAACUCUCAAGGCAACCAGGGUCUCAGUAGGAGUGGAAAUUCUACUAAUACAAAUGACAGAAAGAGAAACUUCUCAUCUUGUGCAGCUCCAGUAUCGUCAAGUACUACUGGGAGAUUUAAUGGUGCUUCUGUAAUUGGAGGAAGGAAUGGGUUUCCAAUGCCCGCUGGGACUUCUCCUCAAACUGGAAUACCAGCUAGAAUGCCCUUGGAUCCUAUAACUCCAGCACAAGGCAAUGCCACUGUGUGUAAUUGUGGUAGUGAUGCAAUGCUGUUGACUGUUAGAAAAGAGGGACCAAAUACAGGACGCCAGUUUUUCAAAUGUCCCCUCCCUCAAGGCAGUGGUUGUGAUUUCUUCCUUUGGGCAGAUCAACUUUCUGACCCACAACUGAGGCAAAGUCCUAAUGCUAUAAAUGGUUCCUCACUGCCUCUUAGUAGUCCUCAUGCCAGACAUGUUGAAGAUGGUGUAAAAUGUAACUGCCACCAGGCUGCAAAACAACUAACAGUGCAAAAAGAAGGUCCAAACAAAGGUCGUCAGUUUUAUGCCUGUCCAAAGCCGAGAGGCGAGGGCUGUGCCUUUUUCCAGUGGGGAGAUGCAGUAGCGUCAACUUUUAACAGCCACUCCUUGGCACCUUCCCAGCAGAGUUCAGCUUACAGUGCAGGUGAUGGGGAGGUACAGUGCAGAUGCCAUCAGUCAGCUAAACAGUUAACAGUGCACAAAGAGGGACCAAAUAAAGGCCGCCCAUUCUAUGCUUGUCCAAAACCAAGAGGUGAGGGGUGUGGAUUUUUCCAGUGGGCAGAUGAAGAACCAGACUCCAUGCUCAGCAGCAAUGCAGGUGACCAUUUUGGAAAUGGAGCCAGGAAGAGAAAUAGCAACACAAAUCGUCAGCCUGGAGAGAAAAAAUCUAGAAAAUGUGGUCUCUGUGGAGAGGAAGGGCACACCCGUAGGAAUUGUCCACAUGCUUAGUGAACAGAUCCACACAAAGAGACCUGGUUUAUGAAGGGAGUGUUUCAUCAGCCAAAUUAUCCAGCCAACAUUACAGUGUGGUCAGCUCAUCUCUGCCUGGAAAACAAAAUGAUGUGGUUACUGUUGUGCAGAUGCUGUUACCACCAACAGAGAAAUGUUAACCUUCAGUUUUUUGGUUUUUGGAAAGUUGCCAGAUGUUACUUUGACACUGAGUACUAUUCAGAGUGUCAAAGUGGCUAGAUGCUACUUGAUCAACAAAGGAUAGGGAGACUUAUUGUGUAACAAUCAACUAUUGCUUUGUGGAGUAUUAUCUGAACACUAAAGCUCCAUAGACUUUGGAAUGCAUUUUGAAUACAAUGCACACUUAGAGAAAUAUUAACCCUUUAGCUCAGGCAAAUUUAUAUAUCCACCAAGAGACAACAGAAUAGCAUCAGCAUAAAUGAUGCAAAAAUGAAUCAGCUUUCUGCAAACUUGCUAACAAGACACAAUAUGAAUAAAUCCAUCUCCCGCU
This is a messenger RNA of Lingula anatina, 3844 nucleotides long. Its product is annotated as DNA topoisomerase 3-alpha. Gene Ontology annotation, cellular component: chromosome; RecQ family helicase-topoisomerase III complex; nucleus. Lineage: Eukaryota; Metazoa; Brachiopoda; Lingulata; Lingulida; Lingulidae. The record is from RefSeq and is a predicted model, not a curated record. Gene Ontology annotation, molecular function: DNA topoisomerase type I (single strand cut, ATP-independent) activity; DNA binding; zinc ion binding. Gene Ontology annotation, biological process: DNA topological change; DNA repair; DNA recombination.